CUCGCAGCCAUAUUGGUCAAUUUUCGGGGUGUGCCGACAAAUUUGGAAUAAGUUUUUGGUUUCCGAGUGGGUAGAUGUUCUUCAAUAAUAACCUGAUGAUUUCAUGACAAAAGCAUAAAGAUAUAAGAUUGACAUCCAAAGACUGAUACGUUAAGAAUUCAAAAUGGCGACGCUGUCGCUGAAAGUGGGUGUGGUCGGUACCAAUGGCACCAAAACGAUGCAAUUUGAGCCAACGUGCAUUGUCUACGAUGCUUGCCGAAUCAUCAGGGAAAAGAUACCAGAGGCAUCGACUGGAAAUCCGCCCCGCACCCCACCGGUCACUUUGGCCGUGUCAUCUGAAGCGAGCGACUUUGGUUUAUUCUUGGCAGACGAAGACUCGAAGAAGGGCGUAUGGCUGGAGAGCGGACGAACCCUGGAGUAUUACCUACUCAGGAAUGGGGACCUGCUGGAAUACAAAUCCAAAUUCCGUCGUCUUCGCGUGCGGAUGUUGGACGGUUCCGUCAAGACCCUCCAGGUGGAUGACAGUCACACCAUCGCCCAGUUGAUGGUCACAGCAUGUUCGAAAAUCGGUAUCUCGAACCAUGAAGAGUUCUCACUGGUCAAGGAGUUGACGGACGAGGAGAAGGAGAAGACGAUGACGUUAAAGCGUGAACGGACGCUCGCGAGGGAUCAGAAAAAACUCGAAGAGAUGAAGAAGAAGUUACACACGGAUGACGAGCUGAACUGGCUGGACCACGCAAAGACCCUCCGUGAACAAGGCAUUGACGAAAACGAAACUCUUCUCCUUCGCCGCAAAUUCUUCUUCUCCGAUCAAAACGUCGAUGCUCGUGACCCUGUGCAGUUGAAUCUUCUGUACGUGCAGUCGCGUGACGCCAUUUUGAACGGGACGCACCCUGUCACGAUGGAGGAGGCGGUACUGUUCGGAGGAAUUCAGUGCCAGGUGCAGUUCGGAGAUCACGUUGAGCACAAGCAUAAGACUGGAUUCUUAGAUCUCAAAGAGUUCUUGCCGAAAGAGUACAUCAAAGUCAAAGGAAUUGAAAAGAAAAUCUUCCUGGAACAUCGUAAGCUGAUAGGCCUGACUGAAAUCGCCGCCAAACAUCGCUACACAAGUCACUGUCGCUCACUCAAAACAUACGGCAUUACAUUCUUCUUAGUCAAGGAAAAGAUGAAGGGAAAGAACAAACUCGUCCCCAGGCUUCUCGGCAUCACCAAAGAAAGUGUUGUCCGUGUUGACGAAAAAACCAAGCAGAUUCUCAAAACAUGGCCGCUGACAACCGUACGGAGAUGGGCGGCCUCACCGAACAGUUUCACGCUCGACUUCGGUGAUUAUGCGGAGAAUUAUUAUUCCGUGCAGACGACAGAGGGUGAACAGAUAUCACAGUUGAUUGCGGGUUAUAUUGAUAUCAUUUUGAAAAAGAAAAAAGCCAAGGAUCAUUUUGGCAUUGAGGGAGAUGAGGAAUCGACCAUGUUAGAAGACAGUGUUUCACCUGCCAAGGCUACGAUCAUUCAGCACCAGUCAUCGAACGCCGGACAGGCGCAGACUGGUUCCGUGGCCAUGCCGGCCAUCCUCAGGGCAGGGGACCAGGGUAACGCACAGUUCUCGACUGGUUCCAUGCAGCAGGCGCAGUUUACCCAGGUUUCGAAUCAGGCGCACAGCGCCCAUUUUCCGCCGUCGGGCAAGAGCCCUCAAGUCCACGGCUUAGGACAAGCACAGCGUGCAUUGGUGGGAACAAUCACCAUCGGAUUAGACGAUAUUGACAACGCUCGCAAUGACCUCAACACCAAGGCUGAUCUGCCGCCACUUGGAAAUGACGCAGCCGCCAAGAAAUGGAAGGAGAACACCUUGGACGUUUCCCGCCAGAAUAUCAACUCGCAACUGUCUGCGAUGAAUGCUGGUACGGCCCAACUUGUCACACUCACUGCUGGCGGGCCUGAUGAUACGGACUUCACAGCUGUAGGAUCAGCUGUUCAAAACAUCACAACCAACAUCACCGAGAUGUCUAGAGAUAUUCGAAUGCUCGCUGCGUUGCAAGACUCAGACGACGAUGGGGACAGGCUGCUCGGAGCUGCCAAAAAAUUGGUGGACGCUUUCGCGACAAUGCUGAAGGCUGCACAGCCGGACAGUAAGGAAUCCAGACAGAAUCUUCUGUCGUCUGCCAGCAAGGUUGGAGAACUGGCUGGAGAUUUGAUGCGUGAAGCUAUGAUUUACGAAACUACGGAAGACAUGGACAAGGCCUUCCAGGACACGCUACUCGGCCUCGCGAAGGCGGUGGCCAAUGCGACGGCUGCGCUCGUCCUCAAGGCUAAGGGCGUGGCGGGCAAGGUUGAAGAUCAGGCCCAACAGAACAAGGUCAUAAGCAGCGCAACGCAGUGUGCAUUGGCGACAUCACAGCUAGUUGCUUGCACUAAGGUUGUUGCACCCACAGUGAGCAGUCCAGCCUGUGCAGAACAACUCGUCGAAGCUGCCAAAUUGGUUGCGAAGUCCGUUGAGGGCGUCGUUCAGACGGCCCAGGGCGCAUGCUCCGACGAUAAGGUGUUGUCAGAACUUGGUGGUGCGGCCACGGCAGUUACUCGGGCGCUGAAUGACUUGUUGCAACACGUCAAACAAGGGGCCACUAAGGGUAUCCAGGCUGAUGCGACCGUCGACACCAUUUUGACGGCCACAGAUCGUCUGUUCAGCAGUAUGGGUGACGCCCCAGAGAUGGUGAAACAAGCGCGUGUUUUGGCCCAGGAAGAGUUCACUCUCAAAGAGGCGACAUCGCAGUUGGUAAACGCCAUCAAAGGACAGGCAGAGACUCAUCCAGACCAGGAGAUGCAAAAACGCCUCCUAGCGGCUGCUAAGCAACUCGCCGAUGCCACUACGAAACUGGUAGAAGCAGCAAAGGGCUGUGCAAGCAACCCUAACGAUCCCGCCAUGCAACAAGUCCUGAAAGAAGCUGCCGAGGAUGUGCGUUCAGUUACCAACACUGCCGCGGCCAACGCACUCAAAAAGAGGCUGAUCGCCAACUUGGAGAAUGCCGCCAAACUGACGGCGUCUGCUUCGACCCAACUCAUCAGUUCAGCCUCUGGAGCUUCGAAGACGAACAGGAAUGCUUCAUCACAGCAGCAGCUAGUCACCUCAUGCAAGACCGUCAGCGAGUUGAUCCCCGCCCUUGUCCACAGCAUCAAGGCGACCUCAAACAGUCCCGAGGAUGCCGCUGUCCAACUUGCUCUCAUCAACGCUUGCCAAGACAUCCUGCAGCCGAGCAACAAACUCAUCGCAUCGGCGAAAGCAGCUGCCCCGACCGUCGGCGACCAAGCAACGGCGCUCAGCUUGACCAACUCCACCAAGAAUCUUUCAGCAGCCCUGGCAGAGCUUCGUACCGCGUGCAGCAAGGCCCAAGAGGCGUGCGGAUCUUUGGAAUUGGACGGCGCUCUCGGACAAAUAGAAGAGCUGGAGAAAGAGUUGGAUGAGAUUCUCGCUAGCGCUGAUUCGAAGAACCUUCUUCCGUUGCCUGGUGAGACUGCAGAGUCGUGCGCCCUGCAGGUUGGAGCCACGUCCAAGACGGUUGGAUCAUCGAUGGCCCAGUUGCUGACUGCUGCUACGCAGGGCAACGAAAACUACACCGGUAUCGCAGCACGCGACACGGCCAACAAUCUCCGCGUACUGACGAACGCUGUCCGUGGUGUCGCAGCAUGUUCCGGUAACCCAGACGUGCAGCACGCCAUCGUGGAGAGCACGCAGGAGAUCAUGAUAAAAUCGGCCCUCCUGAUCGAGGAGGCGAAAAACGCCGUCGCGGAUCCCAGCAACCCUGAUAAUAACCAACGUCUGGCACAGGUUGCCAAGGCUGUGUCUAACGCCCUCAACAACUGCGUGAACUGCUUGCCCGGACAGCGCGAUGUCGACAAUGCCAUCAAGCAGAUCUCGACGUACAGUCAAGAGAUCAACAACAUCAGUCUGAGUGGAAAUUACCCACCUACGAACAAGACCUUUCAAGAGGUCCAACUCCAGUUGAACAACUCGGCUGUCAACCUGAACCAAGGUGCUUGCGAGAUCGUCACGCAUUCACGAGGCACGCCACAGCAACUGGCAUCGUCCUCAAACCGUUUCAGCAAAUCGUAUGGCGAGUUCGUCCACAGUGGCUUGACGAUGGCGGGAAUUACGAAAGACACGGAAGUGAAGUCGUCGAUCGUGACGAAUUUGAAAAGUACCUCGAUGGUGUCUUCGAAACUCCUACUUGCCGCGAAGUCAUUGCACGCUGACCCGAAUGCACCGAAUGCAAAGAACUUGUUGGCCCAGGCUGCAAGGGCAGUGACAGAAAGCAUCAAUCACCUCAUCAACAUCUGCACGACGUCUGCUCCAGGACAAAAAGAUUGUGACAAUGCGCUCCGCCAGAUCCAAAUGAUGAAGAACCUUCUUGACAACCCCAACGAGGCUGUCAGCGACGGUUCCUACUUCGACUGCCUGGACGGCGUUAUUGCCCGCUCCAAGGCGCUCGGCGACGCCAUGACAGGAAUCGCCGAUCACGCCAAGAAAGGCGCCUUGGAUGAAUUCUGCGUGUCUGUUAAGAACUUUGCGGCCGCCGUUUGUGGUUUGACGGAGAAUGCGUCACAGGCUGCCUAUCUAGUCGCCAUUGCUGACCCCGCCUCGGAGCCCGGGCGUCCAGGUUUAGUCGACCAAUCUCAGUUCGCCCGCGCCAACCAAGCUAUCCAGAUGGCGUGCCAGAGCCUGACGAAUCCCGCCAGUUCACAACAAGAGGUGUUGUCUGCCGCUACUGUCGUUGCCAAGCACACGUCUGCGCUGUGUAACACGUGUCGUACAGCCUCGUCCAAGACGUCGAACCCGGUCGCCAAGAGACACUUUGUGCAGUCGGCAAAAGAUGUCGCUAACAGUACUGCUAAUCUAGUCAGAGCUAUCAAGGACUUGGACAGUAACUUCAGCGAUGAGAACCGCCAGAAAUGUGCCGCUGCUUCCCGGCCACUCAUACAGGCCGUCGACGAACUCACGACGUUUGCGUCAUCGCCAGAAUUUGCCAGCAUACCUGCCAAAAUUAGCCACGAGGCCCGGAAAGCCCAGGAACCUAUAACCAACUCGGGUCGUGCGAUGUUAGAUGGUGCUUGCAACAUGGUGCAGGCCGCGAAACAACUUGCCAUCAAUCCCAAGGAUCCGCCGACCUACCUACUGUAUUCAAAUCACUCCAAGAGCGUCUCAGACGCAAUCAAGAAAUUGGUGUCUUCGAUAAAGGAUGCUGCACCAGGGCAGAAAGAAUGCGAAGAAGCCAUUGAAAAGAUCAACAGUACGAUCAAAGAACUUGAUCAGUCAUCGUUGGCUGCCAUUAGUCAGAACCUCACCCCCAGGAACGAUAAUACUUUACAGGGCUUCCAAGAACAAAUGAUUGGCAGUGCACGUGAAAUCAUGGAGAAUAUUGACUCCAUCCAAAGUGCUGCAAAAUCAGAAGCGGAAAAUCUCGGCCAUUGCGUUACCACAUUUAGCAGUUACUUCGAGCCGCUGAGCCGCGGCGCGAUCGGGACGGCGUCGAAAACGAUGAACUCGAAACGCCAGAUGGAGAUCUUGGAUCAGACGAAAACGGUGUCAGAGUCCGCAAUGCAGUUUAUGUACGCUGCUAAAGAGGGCGCAGGGAACCCUAAGACAUUCCAGGCCGUACAUACCCACAAUGCAAUAGACGAGGGCGCCGAGGGAAUGAAGGAUGUCUUGAAGGACUUGCUCGAGACUUUGGAAGAGGUCGUGUCACAGGCUGGUAACGUCACGAGUAUGAUCACUGGAAUUACGAAGAAUAUCUCUAAGGUUGAUGAACCAAUGGCACCAAAUGAGAACAUCUCGUUCGUGGAUUACCAGACCAACAUGGUCCGCUUGGCCAAGCAGAUCGCCCACAGUUCACAGGAUAUGGUGGUUCGUGCCGGUAUGAAUAUGCCGGCCGGGCUGAGUAAAUCGCCCCAAAGUGCAGGCGAUCUUGGAACACUUGCAAAUAACGUCACACGCGACUACUCCAAUUUGGUCCACGACUCCCGAGGGGCGGUCGGGGCAACGGCGAAUCCAGAAGUCGGGAACCGAAUCAAGCUGUCAGUCCAAGAAUUAGGCAACGCCUCCAUCGACCUUGUCAGGGAUGCUGGAAACCUCCAAGCCAACCCAACGGAUAGUUUUGCAAAGAAGGACUUGACGGACCAUGCUAGGACUGUCGCGGAAAAGGUUUCCUAUGUUUUGGCGGCACUGCAAGCAGGAUCACGAGGGACCCAGGCCUGUAUCAACGCUGCCAGCACAGUGAGUGGAAUCAUCGGUGAUCUGGACACGACCAUCAUGUUUGCUACGGCCGGAACCCUUAACGCAGAAACGGAUGAGAAUGUCUUCUCUGAUCACAGGGAGAGCAUCUUGAAGACUGCCAAGGCCCUCGUGGAGGACACCAAGACCCUCGUCGCAGGUGCCGCCUCUAACCAGGAACAACUGGCCAUUGCUGCGCAGAGCGCUGUCAAGACAAUAACUAAUCUGUCGGAGGUUGUGAAGAGAGGUGCUGCUGCCCUGGGCUCGGAUCAGCCAGACGCACAGGUCCUACUCAUCAACGCCGUGAAGGACGUUGCCUCGGCCCUCGGUGACCUAAUUAGUGCCACCAAGAAUGCCUCGGGAAAAACUGUGCACGAUCCUGCUAUGACGAAUCUUAAAGACUCUGCUAAGGUAAAUGAUGUGGUCAAGGUCAUGGUCACGAACGUCACCUCGCUACUUAAAACUGUUAAGACUGUAGAGGAUGAGGCUGCACGUGGGACCAGGGCCCUCGAGUCCACCAUCGAAGCCAUCAGUCAAGAGCUGCGCGCCUACGAGGCGACCGAUCGCACAGAGGUCAAGGCGACGGCCGAGGAUCUCAUCCGGGCAACGAAGCCUGUCACCAUGGCAACGGGGAAAACGGUCGCCGCUGGAAAUUCUGGGAGGCAAGAGGAUGUUAUUGCUGCGUCAAAUAUCGGGCGGAAGGCUAUGUUUGAUUUACUUCAUGUCUGCAAGGCAACUGCUAUGACUGCAGAGACGAAGGAAAUUCGAAUAAAGACGAUCAACUCGGGCCGUGAUUGCUGCGUGGCGUAUCGAGAACUUAUGGAGAUGCUUAAUAUUACUAUACAGAAACCAUCGCAAGAAAACAGACAAAAGAUGGCCGUGAUUUCAAAACGCGUCGCAACCUCGGUCACAGAGAUCGUUCAAAGUGCGGAGAUGAUCAAAGAGACCGAAGAUGACGAGUCGAAACAACAUCUUCCGUCGCCGUUAAAUAUUUGCGGCGUUCAGGCGAAUAUGUUGCGAUCGGAAAGAUUUGGGUCGAGAUCGCCAAUUUCGCCGAAAGACUGCAAUGGCCCGUGUUACUCGGAAUGGAUGUUCAAACGUUACGCCAAUCAGGAUCAGGCCGCCAAGGCAGGCGGCCAUUUUACGACCACGUACCACCACACAGUUAAAAGUUCUGAUUGGGUGGAUCCCGACGACCCGAUGGUGACUGCCGAAAAUGAACUCCUGGGCGCGGCCAACUCGAUCGAAGCUGCGGCGAAGAAACUAGCCAUGUUGAAACCACGACAAAAAGCAAGGGAAGCAGACGACACUUUAGAAUUCGAAGACCAGAUCCUCGACGCUGCUAAAUCGAUCGCCGCUGCCACUGCAGCUCUCGUGAAAUGUGCAUCCAGCGCCCAGCGCGAGUUAGUCCUCCAGGGAAAGAUUAAACCAUCGUACCACAGGGAUAGGAUCGACGAUGACGGACAGUGGUCACAGGGUCUCAUUUCUGCGGCCCGUAUCGUAGCGGCAGCGACCCACAGCCUGUGCGAGGCCGCCAACGCCAUGAUGCAAGGACACGCCAGCGAAGAGAAGCUCAUCUCAUCGGCGAAGCAGGUGGCUAGUUCCACGGCGCAACUCCUGGUGGCGUGCAAGGUCAAGGCGGAUUCCGACUCCGUAGCAAUGAAGAGAUUACAGUCUGCGGGAAAUGCUGUCAAAAGGGCGACAGAUGCUCUCGUUAAUGCAGCACAGCAGGCAAAGGAUAAUAUGGAUGAGGCGAACAUCUUGACUGUCAACAAACGCAUGGUCGGAGGAAUGGCACAGAUCAUCAGUGCCCAGGAAGAAAUCCUCCGGAAAGAGAAGGAAUUAGAAAUGGCACGGAAGAAGCUCGUUACGAUUCGACAAGGAAGGUACAAUAAGCAAUCGAGCACUGACGAAAACGGUGGUUCUUCUGCGUUUUGAGAAAAAGACGAUUUGUAGUUAGAGUCAUGGUGCGAAAAACUAACUUUUUCAAUGAAGACGAAUUCUUGGAUUGAUGAAAUGACAUUUGGUAGUGAAAGAUUUCUUUGCUUUUUUGCGGACAGAAUAAAAUUUCUGGUGGUUUCAAGAAAUUCGGUCCGUCGAGGGCUGAUCAUAAAAUUUACAGAAAUUUCUAAAAGAUCUCAUUCAGAAAUUCAAAAAUAUUUUCUAAACUUUAGCAAUUUUUAUCCAGAAUUGAUAUUUUGUGGACAUUUUUUCGGUGUUAGUUAGACAAGAUCUAUGUGUUAAAAGGUGAUAGUAAUUUGUUGUAAAUCUUCUGACUAGCUCUCGAUGGGUUUGUAAAGUGUCACCCUGAAAUUUUCAAAUGAACUGAUCUGUUUAAGAUAGAUACAUAGGACUGGAUUCUACCAAUAUGAUUGUUACUCAUGAAAAGGGGUGAUAGGUAGUAGAUGAAGUAAACUUGCAGCAACUAUCAGUAUUCCUUGUCGUCUUAUGUAGCUCCCCCUUUGAAUCAUAAUAGAAUUACCUCCAUUAUAUUUCUAAUCAAAUGGCGGUUUUUAUAUACAUAUAUACGAAGAUUUGUAAUGAAACCUUCCCCUUCACACCACUGUUGUAAAAUCAAGUAAUCGUAAUAUAUUUGGUGCUUUUAUGUCAUAUUACUUUCUUUCAAACACGUUGCAAAGAAAAAAAAGCCGGAGAAAUAAAAUGUCAAUUGAAAAAAAUGUCAUAAAGAAAGGCAUGGACACUGAAAAAUACUGAAGGAUAAAAUCUUUUUAAGAAGUUUUUGGGCGUAAUAUUGAUACAAACAUUUGGUCUUUCACUUAAAAUGAUGUUAUUCCUCUCUGGUGAAUUUGAUCAUCCACUGUUUCAGUGUGCACAGCGGGAUCUUAAUCUAGGUGGACAAAGGAAUUGAAAAAUAAUAUUCAGUAAUCUGACUAAUUGAUAGAGUAAGUGUCUGCAUCCUGACACCCCCUCAUGAUUUAUUUGCAUCAAGAAUUAUCUAAGAUUUGUCUUUGAUUCUUGGUCACAGAUAUACACCACUCUGAAAUGAGUGCUUAAUCCAUGGCCCCACCCUGCACUAGUCAAAUCAUUGUAUAAAAUUCAAAAUUCAUGUCACAAUUUACAUGUAAGUCGCAUGGGACGCUUCUAUGCCUGUAUAUGUAUAUAGAUCCACAUGUAGUGUGCUUAUUUGCAUUAAUUAGAUGAAUCACCUUAAUUAGCCUUAUGUGAAUAUGUCAUCUCCAAUAGACUUGGUGAUUAUGACAAAAGUAUAAGUGAAAAUGAUUUUGAAAAGUGCACAAGUUUGUUUGAUUGUGUCUGUUAAAUUGUCUCUGGUGCUUCCAAAACUGCUCCAUAGAGGGCACUGCUGUACUAUAUACUGCUUUCCAUUCAUCCUUUAUAUUACCUAACACCCCCCAGUUGUAGAAUGAACAGAGAAUUUGAUAGAAAGGCCACCGAAAAAAUAGCCCAACAUCCCCCAUUUCCAAAAUGAACUCGUCUGAUUUGAUUUAUCUUUGCAGGACAGUUCAUUUUCUUUCAAUGGGGGAUAGGUAAUAAGGCUGCUGAUAUUUC
Messenger RNA from Lineus longissimus, 9784 nucleotides. RefSeq names its product talin-1-like. The transcript has 50 exons. Gene Ontology annotation, cellular component: plasma membrane; cytoskeleton; ruffle. Gene Ontology annotation, biological process: cell-cell adhesion. NCBI's taxonomy places the organism in Eukaryota, Metazoa, Nemertea, Pilidiophora, Heteronemertea, Lineidae. The coding region runs from base 164 to 8194 and encodes 2676 amino acids. The record is from RefSeq and is a predicted model, not a curated record. Gene Ontology annotation, molecular function: integrin binding; structural constituent of cytoskeleton; actin filament binding.